Molecule: messenger RNA, 504 nt
Organism: Echinops telfairi (small Madagascar hedgehog)
Lineage: Eukaryota; Metazoa; Chordata; Mammalia; Afrosoricida; Tenrecidae
Product: thioredoxin, mitochondrial-like
Exons: 1
Coding region: 1-504 (167 amino acids)
Biological process (GO): cell redox homeostasis
Cellular component (GO): mitochondrion
Source: RefSeq, a predicted model, not a curated record
AUGGCACAGCGACUUCUCCCAAGGAGGUUCCUGGCCUCCGUCAUCCCCAGGAAAGCCCCUCAGUGUCGGUGGGCACCCCUCACCUCCGGGGUCCCCCAGAUCCCACAGGGCCCUUCUGGUGGCCUGGCAGCAGCAGCAUGCAGCCCAGCCCGGACGAUCCUUGCCUCCAGAGCCUGUGCCACCUCCUUGAAUGUCCAAGAUGGACCUGAUUUCCAAAACCGAGUUGUCAACAGUGAAACCCCGGUGGUGGCGCAUUUCCACACACAGUGGUGCGGCCCCUGCGAGAUCCUGGGCCUGAGGCUGGAGAAAGCGGUGGCCAAGCAGCACAGGAAGGUCCUGAUGGCCAAGGUGGACAUCGAUGGCCACUCAGACCUCGCCACUGAAUAUGAGGUGUCUGCUGUGCCCAUCGUACUGGACAUCAAGAACGGUGACGUGGUGGACAAGUUCAUGGGCAUCAAGGACCAGGACCAGCUGGGGGCCUUCCUGAAGAAACUGAUUGGCUGA